Oncorhynchus tshawytscha (Chinook salmon) is the source of this 2772-nucleotide messenger RNA. RefSeq names its product transcription factor 21-like. Gene Ontology annotation, molecular function: RNA polymerase II transcription regulatory region sequence-specific DNA binding; protein dimerization activity; DNA-binding transcription factor activity, RNA polymerase II-specific. The transcript is spliced from 2 exons. The record is from RefSeq and is a predicted model, not a curated record. Lineage: Eukaryota; Metazoa; Chordata; Actinopteri; Salmoniformes; Salmonidae. Bases 451 to 1068 code for a protein of 205 amino acids. Gene Ontology annotation, biological process: regulation of transcription by RNA polymerase II; developmental process.
CAGAUGCCACCCGGUUGACCAAGUGCUAGACGCGGGGCAAAACUGGGCAUGAGGCCUCUCAAGGAACGAAUGGCAAAUAGUCUACGUCGUUUUCUUUGUAAAUAUGAGGCUACUCUUUGCUCGUUGUAUAGGGAACAAUUUGAGUAAAGUUUCUAAUUGGACACGUGUUGUUCUUCUGUCGGUUAUUUGAAGAUCAACUGAUUCCUUUGUAUCUAGCUCCGCUUUUUAAAAGGCAAUGAGUGAUCUAUUAGGGGGGGCAUAUGUGUCCUAAUUAGGUCCUUUUCAAGCCUUUAGAAUAUACGCGCGCCCCCUGCUGCGAGCACCCCGCGGCCAGACAUGGAAGCCCAGGAACUAUUUAAUGCUCGGGAUGUGCGCUGCGCGUGUCACACAGUCCAGAGAUUCUCCUGCCGGGUAAAAACAGUUUAUUGAAUUGAACAAUAAUACUUUAAAAUGGAAGAUGUAUUAUUUGACUUGGAUCAAGAUGGCACUACAGACUUUGAUUUCUGGGGCCAAAUGGACCUUAACUUCCAGUUCCAGGCCCAGUUGGACAGUCUACUCGUUGACUGCACCACGGUCACCGGCCAGCUUUCGCCAUGGUCCUCGUUCGGCGGCCAGUCCAUGUUCCCGGACGCGCAGCUGACCUUCACAGACCUGGACUCGCAGUCUCCCGGCCUUGGCGCUGGUGCUGAAGUGGACAGCUCCUCGGCGGACGAGCCCCACGAGAUGAGCAAGCGCAGGCCGCUGCGGUUUGUGCCCCAUCACCCGUACAAGAUCCAGCGACACGCCGCUAAUAUCCGGGAGAGGAAGAGGAUGCUGAGUAUCAAUUCGGCGUUCGAAGAGCUGCGGUGCCACGUGCCCACCUUUCCUUACGAAAAGCGCCUGUCCAAGAUUGAUACCCUGAGACUCGCCAUUGCCUACAUUGCCCUCCUGAGAGAAAUAUUGAUAUCCGGCUGCGACCCCAAGUCAUAUUUGGAUGAGUGCAUGAAGAAUGGUUACAAGAAUCAAACCAAUGCAAUAUGGAACACAAGUGAUCUGACAGCCCGGCUCUCCUGGAUAAAGUGGGAUUAACUCAGGAUGGAGCGGCCCAAGUACGUAGGGGGGGGGGGGAGAUUUACGCCCUCUUCUCUGUCCGUGUCAAUGGCAGCAUCACAUCAGGGGCUGAGUGACAUCUGCAGACUUCUCACCAGGUCGUGCACCUCUCUCUGCAGCCAUCCGCGCCCCUCACAGCUUUUAAUAUUUGAAUGUGUUGUGGAUUGGUAAUUGAGUGUCAGUGUUUCUCUGGAGUUGCCCGUUGUUUUACAGUGAAUGGGGGACCGGGGGCAGACUCAAGCCCAUGGGGAUGGUGCUUGUCACAGGGGAGCGAAGCAGGCUGGCAUGGGACUGAAUUAACCUUGGUAAAAAAAAUAAAAAAGAAUCGUAUGGAGUAUAAUACUGAAGUGUUCAUUUGAAACCUUUUGCUGUUGUUCAUUAGACACGGUUACAAGGGACUUGAUAAUGUAAAUUAGACUGUGUGACACCCCCAUUUCAGUAAGUUAAUUUAUCCCAUUGUAUUUAUUUUAAUUAAUUAAUGUAUUUAUUCGUCAAUUUAUUUAUUAUUUUGUAUUGAUCAUUUUGGUUCUUUUGUAUUAUUUUGAUGUAUUAACAUUCCUUUUUCAUUAAUGAUUUAUUCAACUUUUCUAAUUUAUGGUUGCUAGUUGUUUAUAUUUAAUCAAUUAUGUAUUGUCAUCAAAUGGACCAUUUUGAUAUUCAUACUACUUAUUAUGAAGAUACCUGUAUAUUGUUUUUCUAGUGCUUGUGAGUAUUGAGGUGAAACUGUAAAGCUGGGUUGGACUGGGAAAUGGAUUUGUGCUUGAUGGCAAAUCAGGGAAUUCCUAACACAAUUAAAUUAGGCAGUAUGUUUUCCAGAUUAUUCCCCCCAUGCUGACUGUAUUCCUCUAUGUUGGUUAGGAGUUUGAAAUGAAGAUGGAAUGAAUCCAACCAACCUGUGUGUAUUUGUAAUGGUUCCCGAAGCCCUGUUGGUGACAUUGAAUCUGCAGCUGUGGUGUCCAGGCCCACUGUAGAGACCUUUAGCUUUCCCCCUGCACACACACAGCAGCAUUUGGUUUAGCCAUUUCCCUUAUGGUUAAAAGACGUACUCAGGUGACUCCACAUUCUGUUCCCACUUAGCUGGCUCUAUUCACUGGGACCAGCUUAGCAAGGUCUCACUGACACUGUCACUGUAAAUGACUCCCAAUGUAAUCCAUGGAUGUCAAUGUAGUGCCUGUCUACUCUUACUACGUAUGGUUUAGUCAGAGACGUAGUAAACGGAGACAGAAGGCGUAUACCCAGUGCACACACUCCCUCUGUUCUCCUGCACGUGUACUUUUAGUGCUGCUAAUGACCCUCACUGGAAACAUUUACGCAGGAACACACAGCAAUAUGGGAAGUCCAUUUGGGUGGGGGAGACGUAAGGGGGGAUGGCGGUGAGGUUUCUCAGAGGACCCUAAAUGGGAGUAUGGGAGUGUCACCCCUCCCACAGGUGUGUGUUUGUGUGUCACCUGUGGAUCCAUUCCCACCACCUCCUUCAGGGUUACACCCUUUGUUUAACCAUUACCUUACACCACUCCCCUCCAUGCCCCCCCUCUACCCCCCACCCCAUGUUACAUAGACAGGGCAGGUGUUGUCUUUACUCCCCUUUGCUCUGUAGCCUACUGUACACCUGUUUUACUUGACUGUGGAUGUAAGUAAGUGCUUUACACUAUGGACUGUGAAAUAAAUAACUUUUUUAGUUUC